Messenger RNA from Chenopodium quinoa (quinoa), 6775 nucleotides. Its product is annotated as molybdenum cofactor sulfurase-like. Lineage: Eukaryota; Viridiplantae; Streptophyta; Magnoliopsida; Caryophyllales; Amaranthaceae. The transcript has a single exon. Bases 4119 to 6071 code for a protein of 650 amino acids. The record is from RefSeq and is a predicted model, not a curated record.
AGAAGAAAAAAGAGUGAAAAGAGCAAGUUCGAGAUUAAAUAGACGACAAUAUAAUCAAGGGGAAUUUAAAGGGUGUUCUCAUGGAACAGUCCCUUUUAGGAGGGUUCAGAAGGAAGAUUUGAUCAAUGAUAAAGCAAUUCGUGAUCUUCGUCGUCCAAGAUCAGUAAAUUUAACACAAGGGCUCACGCCUGAAAUGCAUGUAAGUAUGUUCGACUGUACAAUAUCCAUUAAAUCAGAUAUUCAGAUACAGAGUACUAACUUUGCUAGUGAUUUUAACCUUAUUGAUUCGGGUACUCCGAAGUAUGCAGCGUUGACAACUCCAGAUGAUAAAUCCAGAAAGAUAGAAGGAGCAUCGACAUUCAUCACAGUAUACAACUUAUCAGUCCAAGCACCCCAAUUAAGCGAGGCUCUACUAUGGAUUGGUUCCGGUGUUAGUGGUUCAUAUAGCAGUGUAGAGUAUGGAUGGACAGUAAGUUUCAAUAUCAAUUAAAUCUCUCUGCUGCAAACUUACAUCAGGCAAAUGAUACUCUGUCCAAUUUUCAUUUACAAUAUUUUCUCUUGGUUUGCAGGUAAAUCCACAAUUGUAUGGAGAUAGUCAAUCGCGAACUUAUAGCCAGUGGACUGUAAGUUAGUUUAUUAAAAUGUUGAGGCACUCGCUAGAAAAUCUCAUUUAAAAAUACUGUACAAAUAGAAAGUGGUGCUAAGAUAUAGUAAGAUUUAAUCCCGUCUAUAUUAUUUGCCCAUUUAUGUUCAAGAAAGAAGCAAAAACUGUUCACGACUAUACUAACACUAACCAUCAACAUUCCAUGAUAUAUACAAGUAUGUGAUUAUUGGAAAAAAAUUUGUGUCGGAUUUCAGGCAGAUGGUUUCCAAAGCACAGGAUGCUAUAACUCACUUUGCCCAGGGUAUGUGCAAAUAAGUCCAAGAUUGCCAAUGGGUUCAACAAGUAAUCCUGUUUCGACCGAUGGAGGAAAGACCUAUGGCAUGGAUAUCAAGAUCUACAGGGUAAUAUCUUCAAAAUAAUCUAACUUGUUUUCUACUACACAUUUUACACAUUUUUUAGUAGAAUCUCAUCCAUUACCAAAAUUGUCUUACAGGAUCUAAAGACAAGCAAUUGGUGGAUUAUUGAAAACUUUAGUGACUUAGAAAACGAACCAAUAGGUUACUGGCCAAAAGAGUUAUUUCCAACACUGGCGGAUUCUACUACUGUACUGCAAUUAGGAGGGAAGGUUUAUAGCCCUUCAAACAUCCCUAAACCAGCUCCAAUGGGAUCAGGAGUCUAUUGCAGCACAUGAUCUCACCAGAAGUUGUUACGCUUCCAAACUCGCUUACAUGGAUACAGACGGAGAGUUUUACUUACCAAAAAAUCUUCCCAUUCAAGUGACUGCUGAUAAUCUUGAUGUAUACAAGGCAGAUUACUUGGGGAAGAUAGAUGAUGACAAUGGAUAUACCCUGUUGUUUGGGGGACCUGACCACAUUGGUUAGAAUUUUAUGUAUGAUCCCUUAACUAAACUUGUCUAGUCUAUUGCCAUGCUAGAUUUAAUCCUAAACCUGUAUAAAAAUAAGCCCUAAUCGCUUUUACUCCAAUAUCAGAAAUCUUCUCACAGGGCAUAUCCUCAUAUGUAAGCCUAUUCAGUGUACGGACAUAGGAUGUAUUCCCUUUAUCCCUAUAUAAUACUUGGUAUGUUCCAUAAUCUCACAUUUGAUUGAGGAUUAUAUUUAUGUAAGCCUAUUCAGUGUACGGACAUAGGAUUAUAUUGGUUGAAAGCCUAUAGUUACAAGAGCGACCACUUCAGUCCUCAGGGAUGGUAGAACCAUCUACAUCCCAUUUAGUCAUGCUUUUGAGUACAGUCAACCCCGCCCCCCACGACCAUCCACCAGUGGGGUUCCCCAAUUUUCCCCCAGGCCUGGACCUACAAGCACAAAGAAAGAAAUCUUUUCAAAAACAAAUUUUUAGUAUCCUAUAGCCAGUUGAAGUUAAUCAUCCACCAUUCAUUCUACCUCGGAAUCCUUUUGGGAUUAAAGCUUUGUGGUUAUUGUUGUAUUCUACCUUGGAAAUAUUUGACUAUUUGUGUCACAGUGACAAGAGUGGUUGAGCUUAAGAUACAACCCUAAGCCCCUAAUGACCAUACAACUAUUACUAUAACCUAUCUCUAAGACCACUUUUAACCAUGAUAGUCAAUAGCACAAGAACAAGUAGGAUGGAUGGAAAUAUUAUUUUGACUAAUCUUUCUAAUUUGGCUUUCUUUAAAAUCACAUCCCUUGUUCGGUUGUCCCUACAAAUAAUUUCUCAUUUAUCUCUAUCCCACAAAAGUUAACAUUUCCAGAGGGCACAUAGUUUUAAUAGAUAACUUUUCCAUGUUACUCCCUUCGUCCCACAAUAAAAUUCUACUGCCAAUACUCUCCUAAAACUAUGGAGGGGGUAACAUGAAAAACUAUUUUUUCACUUUUUUUUUUUCCACUUUUUCCUUGACAUACGCAACAUCAAUUCAAGUUCACAUACAUCUAAUUACUAUGUCAAGGAAAAUUAUAAUCAAUAGCUAAAAAUCCUGACUUUAACACAAAGACUUGUUCAAUGCUCCAAAUCAUAUGAUUGAAAAGGAGAAAAAUGGAGAGAUUUGGAAGAUAUUAAGCUACUCUAUUAGUGAUACUGCCGGCCACUAUCAGCCUACAGUAAUGCUUUUAUUGUCUAGUUCCUGUCAAUUUAGUGCAGCCUUGGCCCGGCCAUCUUUAUCAAGCCUGCGGUUAUCAAAGUGCUACCACCACAACUUUAAUGACUUACAAUACCAUUUUAAUUGCGGAGUGCCUCUAUUUCUGACUAUAUAAUUUUUUUUCUUAAAUCAGGCUAAAUAGACUAAUUGACUGUCACACUGUUACCACUGUCAAUUACUCAAAUAUUUUUUAAGCAAACGAUAUCAUCACUAAUAAUUACUCCCCCGAGAUGUGAUAGGUCAAACACUAAGGUUUGUAAAUAAUGUCGAAAGUGUGAAAACUAGAUACGGCUUUUUUUAUAUACUUGGGUACGAUUUAGAGAGCUCAACGAUUAAGUUAAACUCUUACUUCCUCAUCCUUAAUACAGCUUAUCUUGGCAGAUUUAUCAAGAGAACGAAAGUAGUGUGAACUGUGGAUACAUAUAAAGUAUACACAAGCAAAAAGAUACCCAAAAAAAAAGUAAUUACAGAGUAUAUUUGGUGUUUAGGGGAUUGGCGGGACAGUUAUGAGCAAUUAUUAGCCAAAAGUAUAUUCUUCAGAAAUUCCAGCUCUUACUCAUUUCAACAACAAAGUAAUGGAACAUUUUUUCAUACUUAUUCAUUUCGUACACUUCACCCAAAAUCUUAAAGUGUUCAUUAAAAAAAUUUAAUGGUUAUAGUAUGAGAUUCAUGAUCCUUUUCUAGGAAAAUAGAAAAGAUCCUAACCAGGUUCUAACAGGUCAGGUACACCUUUGACACUCCAUUAGUAGGACCAAUUAGGCAACCAUGAAUGAUAAACUAAAAAUCAAAGGCAGGGUCAAAUAAUCAAAGAAUAGAUAAUCUUAUUGCACUCUCAUUUGAUUCUUGACAUGUUUACAAGAAAACUAAAAAGAACUAUCCUUUCUUUUUCAUUGUUCUUUAUUAAUUUUUGGGUGUAAAAAGAAGGGAAUUGAUGUUCUUUAUAAAUUUUUAGUGUAGAAAGAAAGGGAAUUAUCUACAAUAACCUUGUAUUAGAUCAUUUUCUUACUAUUAAGUCUGAUCAUUUUGAUAAAUGGUCUUCGCUACAAAGUUACAAUAGAUAAUUUCUCUCAAAUGAUCGUAAUCAUCAAAAGAUUGGAAUGAAAGGGAUAAUUGUAAUACGACUAGUCAAAUGUAAGAUAGCCCACAAGUGUAGAUUGAAAGACAAAAAGGGGGGGUCUUUAGUACUAUGACCUGUUAAAAGUCACCACUAUGGCUCCUUAAUAAGUGCGUUUGUCCAAAAAAUGCAUUUAAAGUGGGGCUAUGCUUUAUAAUACUUCCAAACUAAGCAAUACCCUCAAAAAACUAAAUAAACUCUUUAAGAUAUGAGUAAUAAAAAGCAAUAGUAGUAGGCAAAUAAUAUGAAAGCAGAGCACAAAACCAAGACAGUUUGAAGAAGUUACCCAAAGAAUGCAGUCAACUUCAACAAGGGAGGUCACAGAAUUGUGCUUCCAUGGCUGCUGCCCAACUCCUUUCUUCACUCUAAAUGAAGCUGAUAAAUCCAUCGCUGCUAAACCGAGAAAUUCUUCAGCUGAAAACCGUCGCACUUUUGCUUCCACCACCUCUUCCUCUUUGUUCCCUAACACUGAGUUUAACAACCCUGACUCCCUUCCUUCCCUGCAAGAAGCAUUUGAUCAGUUCAUCAGAACCUACCCAAACUACACUGAGACUUACCAAAUUGAUGAAAUACGUGCUCAAGAGUACUACAAUCUUUCCCUCUCUAACCAUGUAUGCCUUGAUUACAUUGGCAUUGGCUUGUUCUCUUUUUCACAGCUUCACAAUCAGCUUUCUCUCACAUAUCCUUCAACAUCAUCUUCACCGCCUCCAUUGCGGCCCCACAGCUCGGAAUUUCCGGUGUUCCACUUAUCGUACAAGUCAGUAAAUCUGAAGAACCACCUGCUUGAAGGAGGAAAUGAAUCGAGAUUGGAGUCUGCGAUCAAGAAAAGGAUCAGGGAAUUCCUCAACAUUAGUGAAGAUGAUUAUUCUGUAGUUCUGACAGCAAACAGAACAUCAGCCUUCAGAUUAGUUGCAGAGUCAUAUCCUUUUGGGUCUUGUAAGAAGCUCCUCACUGUCUAUGAUCAUGAUAGUGAGGCAGUAGAUACAAUGAUUAAUAGCUCAGAGAAGAGAGGAGCUCAAGCAAUGGCAGCUGAGUUUACAUGGCCAAGAUUAAGGAUUCAAUCAUCAAAAUUGAGGAGUAUGAUUACCAGCAAGAGAAUGAUCAGCAAGAAAAGAGGGCUUUUUGUUUUCCAGCUUCAAUCAAGAGUGACAGGUGCUAGAUACUCUUACCAAUGGAUGAAAGUGGCACAAGAACAUGGAUGGCAUAUCCUUCUUGAUGCCUGUGCUGUGGGACCAAAAGACAUGGAUAGUCUGGGACUGUCUCUCUUCCAGCCAGAUUUCUUAAUAUGCUCUUUCUACAAGGUUUUUGGGGAGAACCCAUCUGGAUUUGGGUGUCUCUUUGUCAAGAAAUCAGCCAUUUCGAUCCUGGAAACUUCAACUUCUGCUGGAAUUGUAAGUAUUGUCUCAGCAAGGAAGUUAUUUUACCUGCCUGAAGAAUCUUCUGGCACUGAAACAGAGUUUGAACAAGAGCUUGAGUUGGGCGGCUCAUCAUCAUCAAAUUCCUUCUCUGGUCCUAUAUCCAUCCAAGCACCGACAAUGGAAAAAGGAGAGUCCUCUACGUCAGUAAGGAAUAAAGAUACAAGAGUCAAGAUCAAUGGACAAAAAAUCUCAGAAAUUGAAGUGAUAGAUGAAGGUAGUGAUCUUUUUGUUGAGCGACGAAGCACGGUAAUCCGCAGAAAAAGGAAUUCACUCGUUGAAUGUAGGUGCUUGGAUCAUAUUGAUGCAUUGGGGCUCUCACUGGUAAAUAGUAGGAGCAGGUACCUUGUCAAUUGGCUCAUUAAUGGUUUAACAAAGCUCCAGCACCCAAAUGCAGAAAGGGCAGUUCCCUUGGUAAAAAUAUAUGGGCCAAAGAUAAAGUUUGAUCGAGGACCAGCCUUGGCUUUCAAUUUGUUUGAUUGGAAAGGCGAAAAGGUUGAGCCUAUUCUAAUACAGAAACUUGCUGAUAGGAAAAGCAUAUCAUUAAGCUAUGGUUUUCUGCAUCAUAUUUGGUUUCCAGAAAAGUAUGAACACCAAAAGUCUAGUGUUCUUGAGAAGAGAAGAUGUGAAGCAAAGGAAAACCCAGGAAACAAAAAGAAAGGAAAAGAAAACCUAGGUAUAAGAGUAGUUACAGCUGCAUUCGGAUUCAUUGCCACAUUUGCAGAUGCUUACAAGCUUUGGGCUUUUGUUGCUCAGUUCUUGGAUGCAGACUUUGUGGAGAAAGAGAGAUGGCGAUACACUGCCCUUAAUCAGACAACCAUUGAAAUCUGAACGGCGGCAAUUCUUAGUUCAAUAAUCAAUUUUCCAGAGUUUUCGGAAUCAUGAGGUCACCAAUGCUUACAGGUGAAGCAUACCAAGGUUCAUAGUGUGAUUGAAUCAAGGAUCUGUUAUCUCUUUACCUUUUUGACAGCAUAUUUUAUACAAAGUAUAUGCCAUUAUUGUACAUCUCACUUCACAAUCUGGUAAAAUUCCUUUUAUUAUACUCAUAAAACAACAAAACGUACCUGCUGCUUCUAAUAGCUCCUGAUAAGCAUAUUCCCUUCAAAUUGUCAGCAUUUCAGGUAGAAUUUUUGAGUUCUUUUGCAGAAUUCCAGCCCAAUCAUUGCCCUUCAGUGUUUCAACAUCAGUCUUAUCUGAUACAGUUUAUGUCUUACAUGACAUUAUUACAAAUGAAUAGCAUGAAAUCUUUGUUUAUAGUAUUUAUACCAUAAAAGCACUACCAGUGGUACAAACAAAAAAUUUGCCAGCAUUUUAUGAUGACUAAAAUGAUAAUAUCUAACUAGACAUAUAAUGUAAACAUAUGCAAACACAACAAAGCUAUGUCAGUAUAUGCCAGCACACUCUGCAAGAAAAUGUCUGGUAAAGAGUGAAUUGUAAGGAACAAGAGUAAAUUAGACUCCAAGUAACAGCCUUGACGAGUCAAUCUAUGCUUUUGUAAUAUUUGGUUAAGGGUAAACCGUAAAAGUAGUGGAGAU